Penicillium argentinense is the source of this 1041-nucleotide messenger RNA. RefSeq lists its product as uncharacterized. Bases 1 to 1041 code for a protein of 346 amino acids. The record is from RefSeq and is a predicted model, not a curated record. The transcript is spliced from 2 exons. NCBI's taxonomy places the organism in Eukaryota, Fungi, Ascomycota, Eurotiomycetes, Eurotiales, Aspergillaceae.
AUGGAACGGCGGUACUGGAACCCCCGGCCAUUGGCCCUGCGGCUUUGGACUUCGUACUUCUCCCUUCGCGUUGAUACCGAUGGGACCUGGGAAUCGAGGGUGGUGCCUGCCAGUGGAAACAUGAAGGUCUCCAGACUGCUUCCCGGACCAGCAAGAAGUCUCCCGUCAGCGGAGCAUCGGCGGCUCUCCGGGAUUUUUGACUUCCAGGGCAGCCUCAACGAAUGCAAGGCUCCCCCCUCGGAAAACCACCUGUUUCGCCUGCGCCCUUCUGAUUGGCGCCCAACUGGAUCUCACCCCCGCGCAACUGGUUCAUCGCCGGUGAAGAAGGCGACAGAAAAGAGAAGAAGCAGCAAUAUAUCGAACGAAAAUCAAAAUGAAAAAGGAAAAGAAAAAGGGGGCAAGGUAGGGGGGACAAACAGUCCACCGACCUGCUCCUCUGGGAACAUCUCGUCAGUCCGAGUCCUGAUUGAUCACGACAAAUGCCGCAAUGGCCAGCACCUAGGCACCGCAGAGCGCUCCCAGCUCAUUGCGAGCAAACCCGGAGGUCGGCAAUCUGGACAAAGGUCCCCGCUAUCGAGGCCGCAGCUCGCAGAGCGGCCUAGUGCUCGUUUGAAUGCCCCCAGUGGGCCACUGGCUCCGCGGAGAGCUCCGUGGCAGACCCAGACGAGUUUUAAGGCCGUACGGGAUAUCCGGACACACCAGUCCCAGGAUGAUCGAUAUCAAAUGGAUAUGGCGCCCCUGUUAUUGGACGCCGCAGCCGCUGGAGACGGGAUGCGUCCAGCGUGGCCUCCUUGCGUGCCUCGGACGAUCGCUCCGAGCUGUCCAGCGUCUCGUCCCAGUGACACGGUGGUGCGGUUCCCGGUUUUCAUCCAGGAUACGAUUACAGCGGAGGACUCCGCACCGUCGCGAGGGCUUGUCAGCGCGACGGCAAACCUGCAGACGCAAGGAGCUUGGCAGCCGGUGCUUUCUUUCCUGUCUGAAGAAGAUGCUGCAAGACGCAGACGUGCUGGAGGGUAUGCUGGAGAACAUGCUGGAGCGUAG